GAUGAAUAUAGUGAAGUACAAAUUCCUAUAUAUGACUUCUUAGAAAUGGCACAAAAGAAGCCACAUUCUCUUGCUAAAAUUAUGAGCAAAAUGUUGGUAUUCAUGAGGCUAAUCGUGUCACUACUAGGCUUAAAGGCAAUAAUUACUAUUAAGAUGAAGCACAUAUAUGGUGGUCUGCUCUUGAAAGAAAUGAUGAAAAUACCUAUUUAUUCAUUAUUGGGUGGUGGUGUGAUCAAUCUAAAAGAUGACUUAGGAUUUGAUUCUGGAAUGGAGACAAAGAUGCUUACUGAAACAAAAGUGAAAAGUAAAGCAAAAACCACAGCAUAUUUGACUGCAGCAAGUCAUGGAAUAGUUGAGAUUAUGUCAGAGCUUGAAUCAAAGACAAAAAGUGUGGUUAGUGAGACUAACUUUAAUAAUGAAAAUGUAUUGCUUUUGGCAGUAAAGAAUAGACAACCACAUGUAAUUCAGCGGUUGAAGAAUGACUUAGAUGACGGAGUCUUCCAAAACCUAUAUCUACGAGUUAAUAAAGAUAAGAAUACCAUGUUACACUUGGCAGCAUACACAUCUUAUGAGAGAGAAAAUACUUGGAGGAUAUCCGGCGCUGCCAUGCAAUUGACGUGGGACAUCAAGUGGUAUAAGUACAUAAAAGAACUAGUGCCAGAGCAUUUCAAUAAUAAAUUCAACAAUGAAGAAAAAACCCCUAGUGAUAUCUUUAAGGAGCAACACAAAGAACUUCUACAAGAUAGUGUUGAAUGGUUGAAAGACACGUCAGAAUCAUGCUCAGUCGUAGCUGCUCUCAUUGCUGGUGUCUCCUUUGCGACAUCAGGUAGCGUACCUGGUGGCAAUCAACAAACAGGAGUACCGGCAUUAAAAGGACAACCUGCAUUUGAAGUAUUCGCUAUAUCUUCAUUAAUUGGACUUUACUUCUCUGUCACUUCACUUGUCAUGUUCCUUUCUAUACUCACUUCUCGAAAAGAAGUCGAAGAGUUUCAUCAAAACAUGCCAAUGAAGCUUCUUUUUGGUUUGAGCUCCCUCUUCGUAUCCAUCGUUGCGAUGUUGGUUUCUUUUUGUGCUGGACAUUUCUUUGUGCUCGCAGAUAAAUAUACGAUGGGAGGUAUCUUGUUCUAUUUAUAUAUUUCCAUUUGUUUUCCUGUCGCAUUCUAUGCAGCUGCGCAGUUUCCGUUAUUCAUUGAUCUUGUUAAAGUUGUUUGGAAGAAGGUUCCACCACCAAGUAUUAGGGGUGUUCUUCUGUAGAGGUGUAUGUUUUGUUGUAUUUCUAUGUGAAUUGAAACUAAUGACUUUGGUUUGUAUUUGAAUAAUUUCAUUUUUUUUAAUUUCGAGUAUUGGUGUGAAUGUAGUGUAAUUUGACUCUUUUACAUAAUUAUAAGGUGUGAU
Vicia villosa (hairy vetch) is the source of this 1395-nucleotide messenger RNA. RefSeq lists its product as uncharacterized. Lineage: Eukaryota; Viridiplantae; Streptophyta; Magnoliopsida; Fabales; Fabaceae. The transcript has 4 exons. The record is from RefSeq and is a predicted model, not a curated record. Bases 46 to 1254 code for a protein of 402 amino acids.